AGGGCGGGCCGUCAUGACGAGCCUGCUACCAGUGUUAGCAAUUCUCAGCUAGCCAGCUUCAUUUUCGGGGCGGCACAAUGAGGGACGUCAAGAAAGACACUAGCUUCGCGGCAUUAUUACACACUAACAACAGCGCCUGAAAACACACACAGGUUUCUUCGAGGACUCGGCCUCCAAUACGAGUAUUUGGAUGGACUAAUAUGAGACCUCCAGAAUGGGAUUUGCCCAGCUAGCCGCUGCUAAUGAUUGUGCUGCUUAGCUUUGCGGCCAACCAGUUGGCGACAGCGCUUUGACACAGUUGCUUGUCAUUGUUCAUCUAAUUACAAACCGACUCUGAGAGGAGCUGAGCUCCUGGCACAACAAUGCCUCCCAGGCCAUCCUCAGGAGAACUAUGGGGGAUGCACUUGAUGCCCCCCAGCAUCCUCGUGGACUGCCUUUUGCCAAAUGGCAUGAUUCUCACUCUGGAGUGCCUUAGGGAGGCCACGCUCAUCACAGUCAAGCAUGAGCUUUUCAAAGAGGCUAGGAAGUACCCUCUUUAUCACCUGCUGCAAGAAGAGAGCUCCUACAUCUUUGUGAGCGUCACCCAGGAGGCGGAGCGGGAGGAGUUUUAUGAUGAGACCAGGAGGUUGUGUGACCUGAGACUUUUUCAGGCUUUCCUCAAGGUCAUUGAGCCUGUUGGCAACAGAGAGGAGAAAAUCCUCAACAGAGAAAUAGGUUUUGCUAUUGGGAUGCCCAUAUGUGAAUUUGAGUUGGUCAAAGAUCCUGAGGUACAGGACUUCAGGAGAAACAUUUUGAAUGUCUGCAAAGAGGCUGUUGACCUCAGGGAUAGCAACGGACCCCACAGUCGAGCUUUGUACGUCUACCCUCCCAAUGUUGAGUCACAGUCUGAACUUCCCAGGCACAUCUAUAACAAACUAGAUAAAGGUCAAAUAAUUGUGGUCAUAUGGGUGAUUGUGUCGCCAAGUAAUGACAAACAGAAGUACACACUAAAGAUAAAUCACGACUAUGUGCCCGAGCAAGUGAUCGCUGAAGCAAUUCGAAAAAAGACUCGCAGCAUGUUGCUCUCCCAAGAGCAGUUGAAGAUGUGCGUGCAGGAGUAUCAAGGAAAGUACAUACUGAAAGUGUGUGGCUGUGAUGAGUACCUUCUGGAAAAGUACCCGCUGAGUCAGUACAAGUAUGUGCGCAGCUGCAUCAUGCUGGGGCGCAUGCCAAACUUGAUGCUAAUGGCAAAAGACAGCCUGUAUUCUCAGCUGCCGAUCGACAACUUUACGAUGCCAUCCUACGCAAGGAGAAUAUCGACAGCUACACCUUACAUGAAUGGAGAAACCGCCACUAAGUCUCUGUGGAGCAUCAGUGGAACACUAAGGAUCAGGGUUCUGUGUGCCACUUAUGUCAAUGUCAACAUAAGAGACAUAGACAAGAUCUACGUCAGGACAGGGAUAUAUCAUGGUGGUGAACAGUUGUGUGACAAUGUUAACACCCAACGAGUUCCCUGUUCAAACCCCAGGUGGAAUGAGUGGCUGAACUACGACAUGUUCAUUCCAGAGAUCCCCCGAGCUGCCCGACUAUGCCUCUCUAUUUGUUCUGUUAAAGGACGUAAAGGAGCCAAAGAGGAGCAUUGUCCGCUCGCCUGGGGCAACAUUAACUUGUUUGACUACACCCACACAUUAGUAUCGGGGAAGAUGGCUCUGAACCUCUGGCCUGUUCCACAUGGACUGGAAGACCUGCUUAACCCUAUUGGUGUUACAGGUUCCAACCCUAACAAGGAAACUCCAUGUCUGGAACUGGAGUUUGACCAUUUUAGUUGCCCUGUCAAGUUCCCUGACAUGACUACCAUUGAGGACCACGCCAACUGGAAUAUAUCAAGAGAACUUGGAUUUAAUUACUGUCACACCGGUUUGAGUAACAGAGUGGCACAAGGCAACCCCUUCACAGAAAGCGACAAUGAGCAGCUACGUCAGGUGUGUAACAGAGACCCACUUUCUGAAAUCACUGAGCAGGAGAAAGACUUUCUAUGGAGGCACAGACAUUAUUGCGUCAAUAUGCCGGAAAUCCUUCCUAAGAUCCUUCUCGCAGUGAAAUGGAACUCCAAGGAUGAGGUUGCACAGAUGUAUUGCCUUCUGAAGGACUGGCCCGCUAUCAGGCCAGAACAAGCCAUGGAAUUGCUUGACUGCAACUUCCCUGAUCCUAUGAUAAGAAACUUUGCCGUGAAGUGCCUUGAGAAAUUUCUCACUGACGACAAACUCUCCCAGUACCUCAUUCAGCUGGUUCAGGUUCUGAAGUAUGAGCAAUACCUUGAUAACCCUCUUGCACGUUUCCUGCUGAAGAAGGCUCUGACCAAUCAGAGGAUAGGACACUUCUUCUUUUGGCAUUUGAAGUCAGAGAUGCACAACAAGACGGUCAGCCAGAGGUUCGGCCUUCUCCUGGAAUCAUACUGUCGUGCUUGUGGAAUGUACCUGAAGCACUUGAGCAGACAGGUGGAGGCUAUGGAGAAACUCAUCAAUCUCACUGAACUCCUCAAGCAGGAGAAGAAGGAUGAGGCGCAGAAGGUCCAGAUGAAAUUUUUGGUGGAGCAGAUGAGAAGACCCGACUACAUGGAUGCGCUGCAGAGCUUCACCUCCCCGCUCAAUCCUGCACAUCAGCUGGGAAACCUUCGCCUGGAGGAAUGUCGAAUGAUGUCAUCAGCCAAGCGACCGCUCUGGCUCAACUGGGAAAACCCGGAUAUGAUGUCGGAGCUCCUGUUCCAGAACAACGAAAUCAUCUUCAAAAAUGGAGACGAUCUGAGGCAGGACAUGCUGACACUGCAGAUCAUUAGGAUAAUGGAGAACAUCUGGCAGAACCAGGGCCUUGAUCUCAGGAUGCUUCCUUACGGCUGCCUAUCCAUCGGCGACUGUGUCGGCUUGAUCGAGGUUGUCAGGAACUCGCACACCAUCAUGCAGAUUCAAUGUAAAGGUGGCCUGAAGGGGGCGCUGCAGUUCAACAGCCACACACUGCAUCAGUGGCUGAAGGAUAAGAACAAAGGAGAGAUGUACGACCAAGCCAUCGACCUGUUCACCCGCUCCUGCGCAGGCUACUGUGUAGCCACCUUCAUCCUGGGCAUCGGCGAUCGACACAACAGCAACAUCAUGGUCAAAGACGAUGGACAGCUGUUCCAUAUAGAUUUCGGCCAUUUUCUGGAUCACAAAAAGAAGAAGUUUGGCUACAAGAGGGAGCGAGUGCCGUUCGUUCUCACACAAGACUUCUUGAUAGUGAUUAGCAAAGGAACACAGGAGUGCACCAAAACAAGGGAGUUUGAGAGGUUCCAAGAGAUGUGCUACAAAGCUUACCUCGCGAUCCGGCAGCACGCCAACCUCUUCAUCAACCUCUUCUCCAUGAUGCUGGGCUCGGGGAUGCCGGAGCUGCAGACCUUCGACGACAUCGCUUACAUUCGCAAAACCCUGGCGUUGGACAAGACGGAGCAGGAAGCCCUGGACUACUUCAUGAAGCAGAUGAACGACGCUCACCAUGGCGGCUGGACCACCAAAAUGGACUGGAUCUUCCACACCAUCCGCCAGCAUGCCAUGAAUUAGGAGGAGCUGCUUCCAGGGAUGAAAAGAUCUGGUCUCCACAAGUCCAGCAUGUGACUCAAACUCGGCCGGCGCGGGGUGGAACCACGGUGCUGCCACGAGCCCAGGAGGAACUUGAAACCCAGCAAGUGUCUGAAGCGCUACAUUUUGAACCAAUUCCAAGUUGACUUGUGAUCUUCAUGAGGACCUUUUAUGGCCUUUCCUCCCUCAAACCAAGACACUUUAUUCUCAUCGACAACUACAGCCAUCAGCGUUUAGGUUACGUUCGUGGUGAACCAUCCUGUCUGGCUUUUUAAAAUCAGAAUAUGUUUUACUACCUAACGAAUGUAGUCACGAAGAGAAAGAAGAAGAUGAUGAAGACCUGAGAAGUCUGGCGGAAGAAAUAUCGAAACACUUACUUAGCAUUUACUACUUUUUUAUAUAUGUUUUGCUUGUUUCCUGAGAACUAAUGACUCACUCGUAGCGAACAGAAGAUGCAUCCCAGCGUGGACGUUUUUGUACAGCAGUAUCUCCAUGGUCUCGUAUGCAUAAGGUGCACAUAUUCCUUCCUUUUUUGAGUAUCUCUACUGAGCCAAAGUACUGGAUGUGUAAGCCUUCCACUCACCAGUCUUAUUGAAAAGAGAGAAAGGAAAAAAAAAAAGUUAUUCCACGUCUCAUGUAUCCACAGCACUGAUCUCUGCAGUAUUUCCUUUUUUUUGUUUUGUCUAUCAGUAUUAUCUAUGUCAGACGCAGAGGCACAAACGACUCCCGAACUUCAGACGUCCUGCUUUAGAACGCCACAUAAAUCCAUCUUGCUUGAAGAGGAAGGAUCCCCAGCGCGGUGUUCCCCGUUUUCUGUUAACUCUAUGCAAGUCGUGAUCUCAACUGAACAGCAAGUUGAUGUCAGAAAACACGAGGUCCUGCUCUCUGAGCGUGAACUCUGCGCAGGCAUGCAUGAAAGAGAAACUACAAUGCUGCUCUAACUCUUUCAAUACAAAAGGGACAGGAGGCGAGCGGCGCUGCCUCUCCAAAUGAUGGAUGGCUCGACUUUUGUUUUGUGGAGGACUUUUCGUACUUUGCUGUGACACCCACGCGUUGGUUUUCCUCCGAUUGUCGCCCCUUACGUGUGAAAGAGACGUCUAUGCAGAGCCGCUCGCUGCACAGGCGCACAUAAGAGGUCAGUUCCAGCACUACCAAAUGACACACGGGGAGGUUUCCUGGACACUUCAAGUGCCGCGUCUGUGUUGUCUUUGUAUGCGUGUGCGUGCGUGUGGGAUGGCGACGGAGACGGAGCUUGUCGAGACGCUUCUGUGCAGGAUGCAGAACAGUGGGCCGGACCCAUUUAAACGGUUUUAACUCAACCCAUAUACACUAACAAUGCUACUUUCCUUGUUCUUGUCAUGGCUGUUUGUUUUUUGUUGUUUUUUUUCCUCACACUGCAUUAUGCAUGAGGUCCUGGAAUAUUUUACUUUGUACUUUGACCUGAUGUUGUUUACUUGAAUUUCAUGUAUAGAAAUCACCUUGUUACUUGUGUGUGUGCGCGUGAGUUACAACAAAGUCACAAUGAAGGUAACAAAAAUACCGCUACUACAUGUGCAAAUUCUAUCCUUGAAUAACUACAGAGGUAAUAUAUUUUUGUAUUUUUAAAUAUGAGCAUACUGCUAACCAAAAAAAAAAAGACAAAAAAGAGGAAAAAAGGAGGAACCAUGGCUAACCACCCUCAUGCAAACCUAGUAGACAGCUUCCAGUUGUUGAAAUGAUAUGAAUGAGUAAAGCAGAGGUGGGAUGAAGGACUUGUUAUCAGUUUGUGGGAGUCUAAGCACAAAGAGGAAGAAGCUACCCUGCAUGUUUUUAAACCAAUCCAUGUUAGUUACCUAUCCAUCUGUAAAUACUUCUAUAAAUAUAUAUCAUAAGGACGUCUUCACAUACUUGUUUUAAUCAUUCUCAUGUCUGAUAUUGAACUGUAAGCCUUCAUUUAAUGUACUGGUAAAUAAAAAACAUUUCCCCAACAAAGUCGUACUUCAGAUU
Synchiropus splendidus (mandarinfish) is the source of this 5573-nucleotide messenger RNA. RefSeq names its product phosphatidylinositol 4,5-bisphosphate 3-kinase catalytic subunit alpha isoform. Gene Ontology annotation, cellular component: phosphatidylinositol 3-kinase complex, class IA; plasma membrane; cytoplasm. NCBI's taxonomy places the organism in Eukaryota, Metazoa, Chordata, Actinopteri, Syngnathiformes, Callionymidae. The transcript has 21 exons. Gene Ontology annotation, molecular function: 1-phosphatidylinositol-4-phosphate 3-kinase activity; 1-phosphatidylinositol-3-kinase activity. The record is from RefSeq and is a predicted model, not a curated record. Bases 363 to 3569 code for a protein of 1068 amino acids. Gene Ontology annotation, biological process: phosphatidylinositol-3-phosphate biosynthetic process; cell migration; phosphatidylinositol 3-kinase/protein kinase B signal transduction.